Molecule: messenger RNA, 924 nt
Organism: Triplophysa rosa
Lineage: Eukaryota; Metazoa; Chordata; Actinopteri; Cypriniformes; Nemacheilidae
Exons: 5
Coding region: 193-924 (243 amino acids)
Source: RefSeq, a predicted model, not a curated record
GAAAAUGAUUCGACCAAUAGAGCAUCUGUUUUGGAAGAGUGUACAUGUGGUCUGAGCAAACUUGACACACUUCCUCUGCUUAAGACGUUUUUUUCCUGUCUGUGUGUCAGAGCUCUUUAGUAAAGUUCAUUUUAAACACUGUCAUGUGAAGCAAGUUUCAAUAUAUUGAAGGUAUCAGACCAAAGCAACAACAUGAGGAUUAUUCCCCUUCAACUCUAUGUAUUAAUGUGGUGUAAAGCUGCAGAGGCUUUAGAUCAACUGACUGAUUUGGGACACAAUGUGACUAUAAACUGUGAUCUGGAUGAUGAGGACGUUUAUUGGAUUUUACAGAAACAGUCGGAUUCUCCUACAGUGAUAUUGCACUCAUUCUCAAACCCAACAUUAGCCUAUCACUUCAAUAAAACAUUGAAAAACAAAUAUUCAGUACAAUCUAAACACCGUCUGGUCAUAUAUAACAUCACUGUAGAUGAGUUAGGAGUUUAUUACUGUAUGAAUAAAGAUACACCUCCAAAACUCAGUCACAGCACAAGACUGAACAUCAUUGAACCAACUCAACUAAGCGAGUUCAAUACAACUGAGUGCAAGAAUCAUACAAAUGUAACAGAACAAAAUUCAACACAUUGUAAGACUUUUACCCUCAUAUCGGGUCUGCUGAAUGCUGUUCUGAUCAUUACAGUCAUAGGACUCAUAAAAGUUUUUGUUACUAAAAAUGGAUGUUGGAAAAUAUCUGGAAACUGCUCAGGACAACUUCAUGAAACGGAUCUACAGCCAACACAAGUUACAGAACAGCCACAAGACCCAAACCAACUUCAGUAUGUUGCAGUGGACUUUAGCAAACUGCGCAAAAACAUUCGGCCAAGCCAAGACAACAGCACAUAUGCUGCUUUGAAGCUUCCAAAGUCAAAAGCACAAGAAUAUGAAUAA